Messenger RNA from Amyelois transitella, 353 nucleotides. Its product is annotated as pupal cuticle protein C1B-like. The record is from RefSeq and is a predicted model, not a curated record. The coding region runs from base 49 to 309 and encodes 86 amino acids. The transcript has 2 exons. Lineage: Eukaryota; Metazoa; Arthropoda; Insecta; Lepidoptera; Pyralidae.
ACCAGGACAUCAUUCAGCAGUAGCUCAGUGAACAAACAAACCAACAAAAUGUUCAAACUUUUCAUCUUCUCCUGCUUCCUCGCCUUCGCUGCCGCCAAGCCUAGCGUGGUAGCGCCUGUAGCGUACACCGCCGCAUACACCGCCCCUGUUGCCGCCGCAUACACCGCCCCUGUUGCCGCCGCAUACACCGCCCCUGUUGCCGCUGCAUACUCCGCCCCGCUAGCAUACUCCGCCUACACUGCCCCAGUUGCUGCGUACUCGGCGUACACCUACGCCUCACCCUAUUCUGCUUAUUACCUACGUCGUUGAUUUCUGCAGAAAUAUGACCAUUAAAUAAAUUUUAUUCUCAAUUA